GGUAGAUACUCGUUGGGGAUCUUACUAUAAAACUAUUAUGCAUGUUAUCUCUUUGUAUCCUUCAAUCCGACGAGUUCUCAUAAAGGUUGGAAAAGAUCCCUCUCAAGGCGCAGAAGCUACACAAGCUCAAACAAUGUUGAAGUCGUUUACUUUAUUUGAGUUUGUUUUCAUGGCACAUUUAUUGCUAACCAUAUUUGGGUACACAGAUGAUUUAAAUCAUGCUUUGCAAAAGAGGGAUCAAGAUAUUGUUAAUGCAAUAGAGCUCAUCUAUGAUACAAAGACUCAACUAUAGUUUUUGUGGCAGGAUGGUGGAUGGGCAGAUUUUCUUAAAACUGUCAAUUCCUUUUGUGACAAGCAUGGCAUCAAAAUUCCUAGUAUGGAUGAUUUUUACAAGCCAGUUGGAAGAGACAGGAGGUUCUUUCCAAAAGCUAACAAUCUACAUCGUUUUCAUGUCGACAUGUUCUUAAGUGCCAUUGAUAGGAUAUUGCGAGAGCUUAAUGACAGAUUUGAUGAGGUAAACACAAAUUUGCUUCUUUGCAUGGCAUCAUUCAAUCCUGUUGAUUCAUUUGUUGCGUUUGACAAGGAUAAAUUGGUUAAGCUUGCUCAGUUCUAUCCUAAUGAUUUCUCAAGCAUUGAAAUGAUUCAUCUUCCUUUUCAACUUGCACACUUUGUUACUGAUAUGCGUAGAGAUGAAAGGUUUAGAGCAGUGAAAAAUCUUGUUGAGCUAUCCAUUAUGCUUGUUGAAACAAAGAAGAAUCUCAACUAUGAUAUUGUGUACAAGCUUCUCAAAUUAGUAUUACUUCUUCCUGUGGCAACUGCUAGUGUUGAGAGGGUAUUUUCUUUGAUGAAUUAUGUGAAGAAUAAAUUGAGAAAUAGAAUGGGGGAUCAAUAUUUGAAUGAUUGCUUGGUUACCUUUUUGGAGCGUGAAUUUUUUGUUCAAGUCAAGUAUAAUGACAUCAUAAAUCGGUUCCAAGCUAUGAAGAAACGCAAAGUUGAAUUGUAAUUUUCUUUACAUAUUUUGUAAUUUGGAUCAUUUUGUAAC
Messenger RNA from Phragmites australis (common reed), 1042 nucleotides. RefSeq lists its product as uncharacterized. The record is from RefSeq and is a predicted model, not a curated record. The transcript has a single exon. Lineage: Eukaryota; Viridiplantae; Streptophyta; Magnoliopsida; Poales; Poaceae. Bases 377 to 1003 code for a protein of 208 amino acids. Gene Ontology annotation, molecular function: protein dimerization activity.